This is a messenger RNA of Phlebotomus papatasi, 1234 nucleotides long. RefSeq names its product segmentation protein even-skipped (gene eve). The transcript is spliced from 3 exons. The record is from RefSeq and is a predicted model, not a curated record. Gene Ontology annotation, cellular component: nucleus. The coding region runs from base 242 to 1153 and encodes 303 amino acids. NCBI's taxonomy places the organism in Eukaryota, Metazoa, Arthropoda, Insecta, Diptera, Psychodidae. Gene Ontology annotation, biological process: regulation of transcription by RNA polymerase II. Gene Ontology annotation, molecular function: DNA-binding transcription factor activity, RNA polymerase II-specific; RNA polymerase II cis-regulatory region sequence-specific DNA binding.
CCAAAACGGGAGAGGAUCCGUGUGUUAAACUCUUUUCCCUAACUACGUUUCGUGUUUCUGUACAAAAGUUCUACAAACAAAAAGGAAAUUCUUUUUAAAACUAGGAGUGAAGCUGUCUCUGAAACCUUUUUAGAACCUUAAACUCUAUUUCUAGAAAACUGUGAAGAAUUAAAGUGAUAUUGCCAAUACUAAACUAGACUAACUUUGCUAGUGAAACCGGAAAGGUGCCGGACAGAUUAUAAUGCAAGGAUUUCAUGCAUAUUCCAUUAACACACCAAAGAGAGACCAGCAACAGCAGAUUAUUAUUGAUUUGAUGCCUUCGCAGUACACAAAGUCUUCCACACCACCACCUACGCCGCCUCUCAACGAUGGAUCUAAUUCCAGCACGGACAAUCAAAAUGCUCCUGCAGACCCAUCCGUGCGAAGAUAUAGGACGGCAUUCACGAGGGAUCAACUCUCGAGAUUAGAGAAAGAAUUUUUUAAAGAAAACUAUGUCUCACGACCAAGAAGAUGUGAAUUGGCGGCACAACUCAAUUUACCCGAAUCCACAAUAAAGGUAUGGUUCCAGAACCGACGGAUGAAGGACAAACGCCAAAGAAUCGCCGUCGCCUGGCCAUAUGCUGCAGUGUAUUCGGAUCCUGCUUUUGCCGCUUCCAUUCUACAGGCUGCAGCCAAUUCCGUUGGCUUGCCCUACGGAUAUACACCGGGUCACCAUCUCCUGCCCCAGCUGCCAGUCAUAUCGCCCCAACUCUCAUCGAAUCAUUUUUCUUAUGGCUAUCGCUACGCUCCGUAUCCCAUUCCACAGAGAUCCGCUGCUUCAGCGGCUCCCCUGCACAUGCCAGCCUACCCCGGCUCAAUGCUCCCCGGCAGCAAUGGCCUACAUCCGGACUAUACUCCCCCCAUGACCUUACCACCACACACUCCUCCGCCACACGAUCUCCAGAGCCCAGCAUCUCCGCACUCCGACGGUGUUUCCCUCAGCCCAGACAUGAGCAAAUUGGAGUCAAGCGGGGCACCCCUAAAAUGCCUCCCUGACCCAGCCCAGAGUCUCCUGCCAUCGCCUCAAUCGACGGACCUUAGUGGAUGUCAGACCACCCUGCCCAAGCUACCUGACAAGCCAAAAUUAUUUAAACCCUACAAGUCAGAAAUGUAAAAUCCCAAGUGUUUUAGAUGAUAAAUUAAAGUAUAAAUUAGUGUACUCUAUGUAUUAUAAAUGUAAGAUAGGUGAUCUAUA